Seriola aureovittata is the source of this 1916-nucleotide messenger RNA. Its product is annotated as glutaryl-CoA dehydrogenase, mitochondrial-like. The record is from RefSeq and is a predicted model, not a curated record. Lineage: Eukaryota; Metazoa; Chordata; Actinopteri; Carangiformes; Carangidae. The transcript is spliced from 12 exons. The coding region runs from base 114 to 1436 and encodes 440 amino acids. Gene Ontology annotation, biological process: fatty acid beta-oxidation using acyl-CoA dehydrogenase; fatty-acyl-CoA biosynthetic process. Gene Ontology annotation, cellular component: mitochondrial inner membrane. Gene Ontology annotation, molecular function: flavin adenine dinucleotide binding; glutaryl-CoA dehydrogenase activity; fatty-acyl-CoA binding.
CGUUUCACCGCGAGAAUUGUUACUUAAGCAACUUUUUUACAGCUCAUAUCACAGCUGAAAAGUCACCGGACCAUCAGAUAAACUCACCGAGAGGAUAUAAAAAAAGUAAACAUAUGGCUCUCAGAGGUGCUGUCACCCGUCUGCUCUCCAACAGCCAGAAAUGUGCUGCUGUCACUGCGUCCAGAGCCCAGGGCACAACUGCUGCAGCUCACAAAGAUGUUGAAGAUAUCAAAAAACCGGCAAAGGCAGCCAAGGUGUCAUUCAACUGGCGGGACGCUCUGAACUUGGACGGUCAGCUGACAGAGGAGGAGACCAUGAUCCGGGACUCCUUCCGCGACUACUGCCAGGAGAAACUCAUGCCCCGUAUCCUCAUGGCCAACAGACAUGAACAUUUCCACCGUGAGAUUGUCUCAGAGAUGGGAGAGUUGGGCGUCCUCGGCCCAACUAUUAAAGGGUACGGCUGUGCUGGCACUAGUUAUGUGGCAUACGGUCUGAUUGCCAGAGAGGUCGAGAGAGUGGAUAGUGGGUAUCGGUCAGUCAUGAGUGUCCAGUCUUCACUGGUCAUGCACCCAAUCAAUGCUUACGGCACAGAGGCUCAGAAGGAGAAGUACCUGCCAAGGCUUGCUCGUGGAGAAAUCCUGGGCUGCUUUGGCCUGACAGAGCCCAACCAUGGCAGUGAUCCCAGCAGUAUGGAGACCAAGGCAAAGUACAACCCGUCCAGCGGUACCUUCUCCAUCAGUGGAUCCAAGACUUGGAUCACAAAUUCCCCCGUGGCAGACAUUGCAGUGGUCUGGGCAAAGUGUGAGGAUGACAGGGUGAGGGGUUUCAUCUUAGAGCGUGGAAUGAAGGGUUUUUCCACCCCCAAGAUUGAGGGCAAGUUCUCACUGAGGGCGUCUGCCACUGGCAUGAUCCUGAUGGAUGAAGUGGAAGUUCCCCAGGAGAACCUGCUGCCCAACGUGUCUGGUCUGGCUGGUCCCUUUGGCUGUCUCAACAACGCCCGGUAUGGCAUCGCCUGGGGAGCUCUGGGAGCUGCUGAAUUCUGCUUCCACGCUGCCCGACAGUACACUCUGGACAGAAUCCAGUUUGGGGUGCCACUGGCAAGGAACCAGCUGAUGCAGAAGAAGAUGGCUGACAUGCUGACAGAGAUAACUCUUGGUCUGCAGUCAUGUCUGGCCCUGGGAAGACUUAUUGAUGAGAAGAAAGCAGCACCAGAGAUGAUCUCCUUGCUGAAGAGGAAUAGCUGUGGCAAGGCUUUGGAUAUUGCCAGACAAGCCAGAGACAUGUUGGGAGGAAAUGGCAUCUCAGAUGAGUACCACAUUAUCCGUCACGUCAUGAACCUGGAGGCUGUCAACACAUACGAAGGAACUCAUGACAUUCACGCCUUGAUCCUGGGCAGAGCCAUCACUGGACUGCAGUCUUUCACGGUUGGAAAGUAAAGCUUUUCCAGUUUCCUUGAAAUGGACUUGAUGUGGAACAGUACUGUUCAUGUACCUUCUGAGAAACACCAUCUGACUGGACAAAAUGAUAUUGGUUGAAACUUGAAGUGCAAUUAAACCACCUCACAUUACAAGCUUUGCCUGGUGGGAUACCGGCGUCACAAAUACCUCAUCACAUUUACAGUGUAUUUUCAAACAACGUACAUGUAAAGCCAACUGUACAAAGCUUUGGGUCCAACUGAGAUAUGAGAUAUUUGUACAGUUAAAAUGCCUGAUGUCUACUUCAGGCAUUUGUACGGCAUAAUGCAUGUAAAAGUUGUGGCAUUAUGAUUUGGUUUAUUUUGUGAUAAUUGAAUAGUUUGUAAAUGAAUGGUCUGGAAUAAGCGGGAAGAUGUAGACAAGUGUAGCUAAGAUGCUGUAUGUGCAAACCCCUUACUACCUGUAAUCACAUUAAAUUAUCACCUGUUCUUAAAAACUCUA